AUGGACGCAGCGGGUACCUCCAAGAGAGGCCGUCGUCCUCCUAGCAAGAAGCUCAAGUUCAAGCCGAAAGUGCCGUCGCGCAAGCCAAAAAAGCCACCUGCACAAAAGCCACAAUUAGAAGAGACAAAAACAAUUGAUGAAGAGUUAAUGAAGACACUGAGGACAGGACGAGGAGAUGCAAAAACUUUGCGAGUUAUAAAAGAUGAGCAAUCGGCACAGAAUCCUGACUCGAAGACGCUCUCUUCUGCAGCCGGAGUUAGCUUCCAAGCGGCGCAGUCAGGAAAGCAGAAGCAACCAAAAAAUUCUCAGAAGGCACUUCAAAUCCCUAGGGCCUUCCCUGCCAAUCCAGAAAGGUUCUACGGUGAUGAAGAUGACAAGGACGAGGACGAAGAUGAUGAUAAUGUUGUUCGAGAAGAUGAUAAUGAUGUUGAGUUACCGGAGUCUCUCCCAAGCUCAACCGAAUGUGAAUCUUCCAUCCAUCCAGCGAAAGAGCUCAAUCUGCUCGAACACGACGACAAGACAAGGAUGUUCUUGUUUCAGUUGCCGAAAUCUCUUCCUCUGCUCAGAACACCAUCCACUAUAGUUCAUAGGAAUGGAAGGGCCAUUGUCAAGGAGGUGAAAGAAGGGUACAACCUGAAUGAUCUGCCAGAGGGGUACAUGGGCAAGAUGCUGGUGUACAAGAGCGGCAAGGUCAAGAUGAAGCUUGGAGAUGCCGUGUUCGAUGUGAGCCCGGGCACGGAAUGCGGGAUGCAGCAGCACGCAGUAGCGGUGAACACUAGAAGGAAACAUUGCUGCCAGCUUGGGGAGAUCGAGAGGCAGCAUGUCGUGGUGACCCCGGAUGUCAACUCCCUGCUGAAUGACAAUAGGGACUAG
This is a messenger RNA of Triticum turgidum subsp. durum (durum wheat), 873 nucleotides long. NCBI's taxonomy places the organism in Eukaryota, Viridiplantae, Streptophyta, Magnoliopsida, Poales, Poaceae. The record is from the annotation of a GenBank genome assembly.